AGAAAGAAGCACGCACUCGUUUCUGUUACUCAGUUAAUAAAAUAAAAAUAAAUAAAUACUCAAAAAGCUGCAACCAGUAAACAAUCGAAACAGUUCCGGUGAAACGCCGGCGUUUUACAGGUCUCGCAUGCUCUGUUCUUCUCGGCAAGUUCCUCUCCUUAAUACAGCGCACUCCAAAACCCUAAAACCCUCACUAAUGAAGGACCGGCCGCCUUCUUCUUACGGCGCCGUUUAUGUUCCGCCACAUCAACGGCCCCGCUCCGGCAUUACUACACCGAGCUAUAGCGAGUCUAAAAAAGUUGUUGAGAAUCGUAAUCCUCAUUAUUAUCAAAGUGCUGUGUUGAAUUUAAAUCAUAAAAAUAGCUACCAUUUACCUUAUUUACAGCAGAAGAACAACGGUGGGAGUGAUGAUAGUAAUGGCAAUAAUUAUAAGUUUAUUUCAGCUUAUGAUGAUGGAGUCUAUGAGGAAGGAAUUAAUCGCGAAAUGGAAUCGUCUACUGUUAUACCUGGUGCUAUCCUUUCUGAUAACAUUGAGGAGUGGAAACGAAAGUUAAGUUUGCUUUUGCGAGAUAAGAAGAAAGAAUUGAUCUCAAGGGAGAAAAAGGACCGACAUGAUUUUGAUCAAAUAGCAGCUCUGGCAAGCACAAUGGGCUUAUAUAGCCAUAUAUACGAAAAAGCUGUUGUUUUUAGUAAGAUCCCACUGCCGAACUACAGAUUUGAUUUGGAUAAUAAGCGGCCGCAGAGGGAGGUGAACAUACCUAUUGGUUUACAAACAAGAAUUAAUGCUCAUCUUGGAGAAUACCUCUCCCAGAAGUCCAAGACUAAGGAAAACUUUCCAGAUUCUUUUUCUAGAUCAAGCAGCAAUGGCGGUAAUGCCGCUGAUGAAUCGCUUUUUGAGCUGCCAGAGCUUCCUGCAUCCAGUAAGAUUGUCAUGGAAAAAAUUCUACGGCAGAGAAGUUUGCAACUGCGUGAUCAGCAACAUGCUUGGCAGAAUUCUCUAGAUGGCAGAAAAAUAUUGGAAUUUCGGGAAAACCUCCCUGCUUAUAAGGCGAAGGAUGCAAUAUUAACAGCCAUUUCACAGAAUCAGGUGGUUAUUAUCUCAGGGGAAACUGGUUGUGGUAAAACCACACAAAUUCCCCAGUUCAUAUUAGAAUCUGAGAUAGAAUCUGACCGAGGAGCGUUCUGCAAUAUUAUAUGUACGCAGCCAAGACGAAUAUCUGCUAUGUCUGUUUCUGAAAGAAUUGCUUCCGAAAGGGGAGAGAAAUUGGGUGAAUGUGUUGGAUAUAAAGUUCGGCUUGAAGGUGUAAAAGGAAGAGAUACCCACCUUCUCUUUUGUACCACUGGCAUUUUGUUAAGAAGAUUGCUUGUUGAUAGAAACUUAACGGGAAUAACUCAUGUUUUUGUGGAUGAGAUUCAUGAACGUGGAAUGAAUGAAGAUUUUUUGCUUAUUGUCCUUAAGGAUCUCCUCCCUCGUCGUCCCGAACUUAGGCUGAUUCUGAUGAGUGCCACCCUCGAUGCGGAGCUUUUUUCUUCCUAUUUUGGUGGAGCACCAACACUUCACAUUCCAGGAUUUACCUAUCCAGUGAGGACUUAUUUUCUAGAAAAUAUCCUGGAAAUGACAGGCUACAGAUUAACCCCGUCCAAUCAAAUAGAUGACUAUGGUCAAGAAAAGGUCUGGAGAACAAGUAAACCAGCUCCGAGAAAGAGGAAAAGCCAAAUUGCUUCUGCUGUCGAGGAUGCACUAAGGGCUGCUGAUUUCAAGAAUUAUAACCCUCAGACUCAGGAAUCUUUGUCUUGUUGGAAUCCUGAUUGCAUUGGAUUUAAUUUAAUUGAAUAUCUUUUAUGUAAUAUCUGUGAGAAUGCGAUGCGUGGUGCUGUUUUAGUUUUUAUGACUGGUUGGGAUGAUAUAAAUUCCCUGAAGGACAAGCUCCAGGCUCAUCCCAUUUUAGGAGAUCCUAGCCGAGUCUUGUUGCUCACUUGCCAUGGUUCUAUGGCUAGCUCAGAGCAGAGGUUAAUAUUUGAUGAGCCCAAAGAUGGUGUGAGGAAAAUAGUGCUGGCUACUAAUAUUGCUGAGACAAGUAUCACGAUCAAUGACGUUGUUUUUGUACUUGACUGUGGUAAGGCAAAGGAGUCCUCAUAUGAUGCACUAAACAACACUCCGUGUCUGCUUCCUUCCUGGAUAUCUAAAGUUUCUGCUCAACAAAGGCGAGGAAGAGCUGGCCGUGUUCAACCAGGAGAAUGUUACCAUAUCUAUCCCAGAUGUGUUUAUGAUGCUUUUGCAGAGUAUCAAUUGCCGGAAAUCUUAAGGACACCUUUGCAAUCUCUUUGUCUGCAAAUUAAAAGUUUGAAACUUGGAAGUAUUCCUGAAUUUCUAUCCAGGGCUUUGCAGUCACCUGAAUUACUGGCAGUUCAAAAUGCUAUUGAAUACUUGAAAGUGAUUGGGGCCUUGGAUCAACAUGAAAAUUUAACUGUUUUAGGAAAAUAUUUGACUUUGUUUCCCAUGGAGCCUAAACUUGGAAAGAUGCUAGUAGUAGGUGCUGUCUUCAAUUGUCUGGACCCCAUUUUAACAGUUGUUGCUGGUCUUAGUGUUAGAGAUCCUUUCUUGACACCAAUGGACAAGAAGGAUCUUGCAGAGGCUGCCAAAUCUCAGUUUUCCCAUGACUAUAGUGAUCAUCUAGCCCUUGUCCGGGCAUAUGAGGGCUGGAACGAAGCUGAAAGAAAUUUUGCAGGGUAUGAUUACUGCUGGAAAAAUUUUCUCUCAGUACAAUCCAUGAAAGUUAUUGAAUCUCUUCGCAAGGAGUUCUCCUCCUUGCUCAAGGAUGCUGGCUUGGUUGAUAAUAACACAGCCAUCAGCAAUGCAUGGAGCCAUGACGAGCCUCUUAUUCGAGCGGUUAUUUGCUAUGGCCUCUAUCCAGGAAUUUCCUCUGUUGUGCAUAAUGAGAAGUCAUUUUCACUGAAAACUAUGGAAGACGGAAAAGUGCUUCUUUACUCUAACUCAGUCAAUGCCCGAGAUUCUAAAAGUCCUUAUCCAUGGCUUGUUUUCAAUGAGAAGAUAAAGGUUAAUGCUGUUUUCCUUCGGGAUUCAACAGCCAUAUCUGAUUCAGUUUUGCUUCUUUUUGGUGGAAGCGUCUCCAAGGGUGAAACUGAUGGGCAUUUAAAGAUGCUGGGAGGAUAUCUGGAAUUUUUCAUGAAACCUGAUACAGCUGAAAUGUAUCAAACUUUGAGGAGAGAACUUGAUGAACUGAUUCAGACUAAACUUUUGAAUCCCAAGAUGGAUAUAAAGUCUUAUCAUGAGCUCCUCUCCGCCAUACGUCUACUUAUUUCCGAGGAUCCACGUGAUGGUAGAUUUGUAUUUGGUCGUCAGGUCCUGAAGCCCUCGACAGUAUCUGUUACGGUACCACAACCAGCUUUAGUUUCAAGCACUGAUAGUGGACCUGGAGGUGAUAAUUCUAAGGGUAAGCUCCAAACAUUAAUAACCAGAGCCGGAUACACUGCGCCAACUUAUAAGACGAAGCAGUUGAAGAACAGCCAAUUUCGGUCUACUGUGGAGUUCAACGGAAUGGAAAUUAUGGGGGCACCUUGUACCAACAAGAAGAGUGCAGAAAAAGAUGCAGCAGCUGAGGCGCUCCAGUGGCUGAUGGGGGAGACCCAGACAGGCCAUGAAUACAUCAAUCACAUGUCGAUGUUAUUAAAAAAAAGUAAGACUGCUCAUAAUUGAGCUAGGAUUUUAAACUUUCCGCUUGGUGGUUUCAUCAUAUUUGCAAGUUGCGACAAUGUUAAGAUGUCGAUUCAAUUCCUCUUCGCUCUCGUUUAAACUCGGUUUCUCUAUUUUAGACGCAGCUGAACUGACAUUUCCUGUUUACUCCGCUUUGUGGAAGUGUAUUAUGACGCUAGAGACCCCAUAAAUCUGUACAGUGUCAGUAGUUGAACUAUUUUUAAUUCAUAGUAGCGUGUUACUCUUUUACGGUUAUCAAUUUAUUACUUCUGUAAA
Molecule: messenger RNA, 3991 nt
Organism: Mercurialis annua (annual mercury)
Lineage: Eukaryota; Viridiplantae; Streptophyta; Magnoliopsida; Malpighiales; Euphorbiaceae
Product: DExH-box ATP-dependent RNA helicase DExH5, mitochondrial
Exons: 19
Coding region: 128-3718 (1196 amino acids)
Cellular component (GO): nucleus; intracellular anatomical structure
Molecular function (GO): ATP binding; RNA binding
Source: RefSeq, a predicted model, not a curated record